UAUUGUGCAGUUCGAAACGAAAAUGAACCGGCUGUUCUGUACAACUCUGGUGAAAUACUCGCCCCGCAAUGUGGUUCUACCGAGCCGGGCCGUCCAGUGGCCUCGCACCCUGGCGACAACGGCCAGCAACCGGCAUGCAAAUACGGAAUCGACCACAACGGACGCCCAGCACUACGACAUCAUCAUCGUCGGCGGUGGGAUGGUCGGCACUGCACUAGCCUGUGCAUUGGGCAAAAACUCCCGGCUGCAGAACAAAAACAUCCUGCUGCUGGAGGCAGCGGCCGGGUUUAAGCAACCCUCCACCGAGCAGUACAGCAACCGGGUGUCGGCGAUCAGCAAGGGCACCUACCGGCUGAUGCGGACGAUCGGCGCGUGGGAGGAGAUCGAGCGCACCCGGGUCAAGCCGGUGCUGAAGAUGCAGGUGUGGGACGCCUGCUCGGACGCGCUGAUCACGUUCAACUAUGACGACUUUGCCGAAAACAUCUCCUGGAUCGUGGAGAACGAUGUGCUGCUGGCCAGCAUCUACCGCCAGCUGGAGGGCGUCCCGAACGUGCGCGUGCGCUACUCCUCGAAGCUUGCCAGCUGCGAGCUGAUACGGGACGGAGCGGACCGCAGCACCGUACGGCUGGCCGAUGGCGAGACGCUCAAAUGCGACCUGCUGGUCGGUGCUGACGGUUACAACUCCCUGGUGCGCCGGCAGAUGGGCGUCCAAAACUUUGCCCUCGCCUACAACCAGAUGGGUGUGGUGGCAACGCUUCGGCUGGCCAACGCGCCAAGCGACAACGUGACCGCCUGGCAGCGCUUCCUGCCGACCGGCCCGAUCGCACUACUCCCCCUAAGCGACGACACCAGCUCGCUCGUGUGGUCCACCGGUGUGGCGGAGGCGAAGCGACUGCUUCAGCUGGACGGCGACUCCUUCAUUGCGGCCGUCAAUGCCGCCUUCCACAAACCGAUGCCUCGGAACACGCUGGUCGACGAUGUGAUGAAGGGUGUCCACUCGCUGAUCAAACAAACGACCGGGCAGCGCCUGGAAGCGGCACCAGUUGUCGAGGCGGAAGUGGCCAGUUCGCGGGCCGCCUUCCCGCUCGGACUCGGCCACACGAGCACCUACGUUGGGCAGGGCGUCUGUCUGAUUGGUGACGCAGCGCACCGGGUCCAUCCGCUGGCCGGGCAGGGCGUUAAUCUGGGCUUCGGCGACGUGCAGACGCUGGUGGACGUGCUGGCCGACGCGAACUAUGCCGGGCUCGGCAUCAGCAACGUCAGCGAGCUGCUCAAGUACGAGCAGCAGCGGCUGAAGCACAACGUGCCCGUCCUGCUCACCACGCACAGCCUGCAGCGGCUUUACACCACCGACUUCGUACCGACCGUCGCCCUGCGCAGCAUCGGGCUAACACUGACCAAUGCAUUGCCACCGGUCAAGAAAUUCUUGAUGAACUACGCCAUGUCUUAGAAGCUGUGCUACUCUGGAAGCGACGGUACCAAAGAGGCAGUGGAGGAUUGUGUUGCUGUGUUUUUUUUCUCCUAUGUAUGCGUUCCACGUACGAUCGAAACAAAUCGAAAUUUAUAUUGUAGUACCGAUUAUGAACUGAAAUGAACAUGAGAGACGUUGAUAAGAGCGAUUAUUAGCGUUUGUAUUACUUUAUGUAGCUGAUAACGUUGCACCGCAGAGUUGUUUGGGUUGUGAAGGUUGUUUUACUUAACUAACCUCAUAGCGUAACUGAUAGAACGAAUCGUUUUUAUUCGUGCGGUUAUGCAUUAACAAGGUUUCAUAAAUAUAGUCAUACUUGUAAAUCAACUUA
Messenger RNA from Anopheles arabiensis, 1799 nucleotides. It is a transcript of the gene Coq6, whose product is annotated as ubiquinone biosynthesis monooxygenase COQ6, mitochondrial. Gene Ontology annotation, molecular function: FAD binding; oxidoreductase activity, acting on paired donors, with incorporation or reduction of molecular oxygen, NAD(P)H as one donor, and incorporation of one atom of oxygen; 2-octaprenyl-6-methoxyphenol hydroxylase activity. The coding region runs from base 23 to 1450 and encodes 475 amino acids. The record is from RefSeq and is a predicted model, not a curated record. Lineage: Eukaryota; Metazoa; Arthropoda; Insecta; Diptera; Culicidae. Gene Ontology annotation, cellular component: mitochondrion. The transcript is spliced from 6 exons. Gene Ontology annotation, biological process: ubiquinone biosynthetic process.